AUGCACGGCCCCUCACCCGACACACUUCAUCCAUUCAACGGCGAACCUCAUACGGUUUUCCUGAAAAACGUCAUCUCAAGGCCAACGAUCGAAGUGGGUGACUACACCUACUACCAUGACUUCGAAAACGCCUCGGACUUUGAAAACCGGAACGUGCGCUAUCAUUUUGACAACAUUGGCGACCGCUUGAAAAUCGGCAAGUUCUGCGCCUUGGCGGCAGGCACCAGUUUCAUCAUGAGCGGCGCCAAUCAUGCGAUGACCGGGAUUUCGACCUAUCCCUUUCAUAUCUUCGACAAGGGCUGGGCGGAACAAUUUGACCCGGCAACGAUCUUCGACCAUCUGCGCGGCGACACGAUUGUUGGCAAUGAUGUGUGGUUCGGAACCAACUCGACCGUCAUGCCCGGGGUCACCAUCUGCUCCGGCGCCAUCAUAGGCGCCCACGCCGUUGUCGCUUCGGACGUGCCACCCUACGCGGUCGUGGUCGGCAACCCGGGACGGGUUGUGCGACUGCGCUUCGACGAGCAGACAAUCGACCGUCUCCUGGACGUUGCGUGGUGGGACUGGCCGAUCGAAAAGAUCACACGCCAUCUUUCCGCAAUCUGGGGGGCCGACGCCGGCGUUCUUGAGAGAGCGGCCGCCAAUCACGACAGCAACCUCGACGUGAACGAAAAGGCAAGCUAA
This is a messenger RNA of Effrenium voratum, 681 nucleotides long. Lineage: Eukaryota; Dinophyceae; Suessiales; Symbiodiniaceae. The record is from the annotation of a GenBank genome assembly.